CACCACGCUCCCGCACCUCCACAGCCAGGACAAGUGUACAAAUCUACGGUGUUUGAACACCAUUCGGAUCGCCUUGUUGACUCGGUGCAUCUUCGAUAUAGUAGAAAGUGAAGCAAGCUUUAAGGUGCGCUACAGUGCCUUAGUGAGAGUGUCGUGCUUGUGUCUGUGCCUGUGUGCCAGUAGUGCCCAACCUCGCUCCCGCCUCUCGGUGAGGAGCCUCAGCCGCAACACUGCUUGACUUGUGCCCUACGACCGCCAGCACGGCGCCCAUCACCAUGCAAAUGGAUGCUUUGCACUGCGGAUACCCGCAUGUGUCCGCGGGUAUGGGAGGCGGCGUGCCCAUAACACCGCCAGCAACCCCACUCAAGACAUAUCCCGGACGCCCACCUUCUCCAGCUGUGUGGACUCUGGCUUCGCGCAGCACGAGUAUGCCCAGCACGAGUUCGCGGACCAGAAGUACAGCCACCCAGAGUUCACAAACAACAACACAGAAUAUACAAAUAACAACACAGACUACCCCAGUAGCACCUACACGCCUACGCACUCCUUAUCGCCGCCGGAGUCGCCGAUGGUCACGCCCAAGACUACGCCAACCCACACCCCCGCCCACACGCCCCUAUCGUCGACGCCUAGCAAAGGAAACUCCAAGUCCAGAACCAGAAAAAAUAGCUUCGUUUAUGACGUCAGAUUAACGGACGAGCAGUUCCUGUUCUUCGUACCUGAUUUUGAUUUGGUUAAGUCCCACUUGAUGUUCGCGGUGCGAGAGGAGGUGGAGGUCCUGAAGGAGAAGAUUACGGAAUUGAUGGAGCGCAUCAACCAGCUGGAGUACGAGAACACCGUCCUGCGGCAAUACGCGACGCAGGAGGCGCUCCAGCAGAUCCAGCAGCCCCACCACAACUCCAACACCUGAACCCCCGCGCCCCACCAUUAACACAGCGCCUCCUCAUGGCCGCCCUCGCGGUGGCCCCCCCCAACUCCCUCUCGGCGGCAGCUGAUGCAGCGGUUCCUGGGCCUUAGGCGGCCUGAGCGGUGUGCACCCUCUUCGGCGGGCUGACCCCGGCCGCCCGCCCCGCCCACACGCCGCCCACGGACGCCCACGGCACCCAGCAUCGUCAUACAAGCUCAUCAUUUUCAUUUCCAUUACGGCUCCGGCUAAUUAUUUAGGCUUUGUUGUGUAUAUAGUCCAUUCAGACUCCACCAAGUUUGUACACAUUAUUUUUGUUGGCCUUGUAUUACAAUAGUGAGGUGUAAGGAGUUUGUGAGCGUGAUGAUAGAUGAAUCAAUAUAUAUAAAUGUAUGUUUUGCUUGGCUUACCGUCAAGAGGACAGGGCGCGCGUCACAGCAGGAGCAGUGGGGCAGCCGGGCGGCCAUCGCGCCGGCUGCCCUCUUUCAAGAAGCGCUUGGACCAUGCUGGACCCGCGCCUCCUCACGCACUCCACACAGCGCUCAUACACUCCAACACACGUGUUGUGUUCACAGCAUCUCCAUCAUUAUUCAGAAUUAUUUGUCAGUGAUGUCUAAGGGUAGUGAGGUAGCAAAGUGGUGAUGGUAACGCGAGAAGGACAGCAGCGCUACGGGUGAGCGAGUGAAUGACGCCCGGCGCCGCCAGGAACGCCGGCCACGACAGAUAAGGUGCGUGGCUCAAGCACACGCACUCUGAGGCCAGGAAUGCACAGGUCAACCCGCGCUGAUCAAUCUCUCUGCUCGGAGAAGUCGAAGGUGUCAGCUGUUGGUAUGUUUUACUGCCUUACGUGGGACAAGAAACGACAGGUUAUAUAGAUUUAUCUUCUGUGAAUGAUGACCCCCCCCCUCCCGCCUUCCCCAGGAUAAAGCUUGUACCGACAGCAGUACUGUAGUUACACAAAGGUGCUCACGGCUAGCAUGAAACACCUGAAAAUGUAAAAUGUCUACUGAUCAGGAGGACUGAAGCCUCCCCCACCCCGCGCUCUCCCGCCCCAACGACCCUGUGCCUCAGAAGACAACCCCAGUAUAGGAGCACCCUGCUUGGCACUAAGCACGUGAAGGCAUGUGAUAUUAUAGUAUAUCCUUUCCUCCCUCCCUCUCUCUCUCCUCACCGCUUUCUCACCCUCUUCCUCCACCCUUCCUCUGUUUCCACCUCUUCUCCUUCCCGUCCCCCAGCCCAGGUCAGCACCUCAAAGGAGGUAGCUCAUUCACUUCCUCAUAUUGGGGAGGUUCCUCGUAGUGCCGGCGGCCGGAGGGCCAUCCGGGGGAGGUUCUCGCUCCUCCCCGGGUGAUGACGACGUACUCCCUGCUUGAGGCUUGACGAGGCUAGUCGAACUUUUACCAUGUAGUGUCCACGUUUGACAAGUGGACGGAAGUCACUUUUUGUCCAGUUUUCCGCUGUGCCAUUCUGCCUGAGGUAUUGUAGGACCACGACCAGCCAAACACAAACUAGAGGUCUCACAACGAAUCUCUAGAACUCUUGAUGAAAAUUUAUGUAUGACUUUAAAGCUUCUCUUAUUUUUUAAACAAAAGAUUGACAAGGUUUACUUUUUAAUAAAAAAGAUAUAUUGUAUUAUGAUUUCGAUGUGUAUUGAGCCUUUAUGAUAUUUUUAUGCCCCUUGUGUUUAUUCUUGUCAAUGUCGAAACUACUCUCAGAAACUGUAUUUUGUUAUAUGUACAUUUCUAGUUACUGUAACAUUGUUGCUCAUUACAGUCUCCUGCUGUCAUACUAUUAAAAGUUCCUGAGGUAAUAUAGGUUUGAGUAUUUUUUUUCUCUCUCGGUGAAUGCAAAUCGCUUGUGUAAUGUCCUGCCGACUGACUGGUGAUGUGUACUAAGGUGAUAUAAUGUAAAUAGCGUUAAGAGCGUUGUCCCGUGUAACGACCAGGACAAUCUCGUUCAAUUCUCAACCGGUAUUCAGCUACUGGGCAGC
Molecule: messenger RNA, 2894 nt
Organism: Penaeus vannamei (Pacific white shrimp)
Lineage: Eukaryota; Metazoa; Arthropoda; Malacostraca; Decapoda; Penaeidae
Source: RefSeq, a predicted model, not a curated record